AUUUUGGAGAUUGGUUUCCAACAAUGGUGGGAGGGCAGCACCAUCUGUUUCUUCUGGUCACGGAGAGGUCGUUCGUCUUCAUUUUUGUCUAGAUUUGCAAAGACAGGGAUGGCUGCAUCACUUGCACGAAUUAGCCGUUUUGCGCGGCCGCUGGCCACUAGGGCUGUGAGCACCAGUGCUGUUCAUAUGGACAGCGAGUCUUGGCUUAGCAAGUUGCUUGUCCGCAAAAUCGAACCCACCAAAGAAUCGCACUCGAGGAUGCUGUCGGAUAAGGAGGUCAUCUAUGAGUUGCUCACACACGAUGUCAAACCUCAACACAACGAGGAAUACUUGACAAAUUAUGAGCAAAGUGUAAAACACGUGCACAGCAAGGAUUUACAGUGUGAGUUAGUCGGCAGUUGGAAGGUGUCCGUCGGAGAUCAAGAUCAGUGUCUGCAUCUGUGGAAAUAUAGUGGUGGAUUUGCCAGCAUUGAUAAUGCCAGAAAAACUUUGUCAAACGAUAAGGAUUUCAUGGCUUUAGAGAAGGUUCGGGGAAAGAUGCUGCGAUCAAGAAAUUUGCAAUUCCUGCUCGCGUUUAGCUACUGGCCUCAAAUUCUUCCUCGCUCUGGGAACAACCUGUACGAAAUCCGGUCUUAUACACUAAAGCCUGGCACCAUGAUCGAAUGGGGCAACAACUGGGCAAGGGCCAUCAACUACAGGCGCAACAAUGACGAAGCCUACGCAGCGUUCUUCUCUCAGGUCGGACGUCUAUACAAUGUGCACCACAUUUGGUGCUACCCUGACUUGCAAGUGCGCAAGGAAACGAGAGAAGCAGCGUGGCGCAUGCCAGGCUGGGACGAAUGCGUUGCCUACACGGUACCACUGAUCAGGGAGAUGGACUCUCGCAUUCUACACCCAACUACCUUCUCCCCCACCCAGUAAUCUGCCUGACUUUUGCCAUCCGAUUCGGAACAAAGACUGCUUUGAAAUGCAUCGUCUGUCGCGCACUAUGUUUUAUUUUGAUUCUCUCUCUAAAUAUCGUUACGUUUCUUUCGAAUUCUGUGAUUAAGAUAGGGCGUCAGAGCAGUCUAUAAGUCAAAAUAUUAAAUUGCGCGCUUUUCAAAAUGUUUCUUCUGCAUCACUUUUUUUGUUAAAUUUAAAAAAAAAUACUUCCGCAAUUAUAUGUAUGCAUCAAUGUGAAUAGAUUUAAAGGGUAGGUAAUUAUUGUACAAAGUGAAGAGAAAUUGAAACCUUAAUUAAAGUUGAGAUUUUUGAAAAGAAAA
Messenger RNA from Cloeon dipterum, 1262 nucleotides. RefSeq names its product nipsnap (gene Nipsnap). Gene Ontology annotation, cellular component: mitochondrion. NCBI's taxonomy places the organism in Eukaryota, Metazoa, Arthropoda, Insecta, Ephemeroptera, Baetidae. The coding region runs from base 109 to 921 and encodes 270 amino acids. The record is from RefSeq and is a predicted model, not a curated record. The transcript has 5 exons.